Molecule: messenger RNA, 1206 nt
Organism: Ogataea parapolymorpha DL-1
Lineage: Eukaryota; Fungi; Ascomycota; Pichiomycetes; Pichiales; Pichiaceae
Exons: 1
Coding region: 1-1206 (401 amino acids)
Biological process (GO): transcription by RNA polymerase II
Cellular component (GO): nucleus
Source: RefSeq, a predicted model, not a curated record
AUGGAUCUUCUGGGCGACAUUGUCGAGCACGACACGUCCACAGAGCCCCAGGCGCCUGUUCCAGCAAUUUCUGGGUCCGCCACAGGGUUCCCUGUCGCGGCCAAGAGAAAGCCUGUGCGGCAGCGGAAAACGACAGAGCGUUCAUCUAAUGGACUCUCUGAAAAAGAGCAGAUCCACCUCGAAAACAUCGAGCGACUAAGCAAGAUGUCUGGAGAGGAGCGCGAGCAGGCAAAGGAGGAGCUGAUCAACACGCUAGACCCGAAAAUUUUGCAAAUGCUGUUGAAAAGAGCAGAGCCAGACAAGAACGAGCCGCGUAGUGCUGAGGCAGAUAGCGACAGCGACUCGGCAGCGAGCCCAGGGCUGAAACCCGCGCUGCGCAGGGACAGUGUCUCGUCGGCAGACAAAAAAGUGCGAUUCAACAACGAGGCGUCCGUCAAGUACGUCAAACCCUCGUCGCCGCUGGCAAUGCCGAAAUCGAGCAAAGAGGACGAGGAAUGGGAGGAUAUCGAGUAUCUGGACGACUCCGGGCCGAGCUUCGAGGAGGCCCAGCGGCUGAAACAGGCGUCGGUGCAUUUCCCCAGACCGAGCGGCGAGAAUCUCGAGAAACUCGACAUAAACGACCCGGACUUCAACGACAAGUUGCACGAGAAGUUCUUCCCGGACCUGCCCAAGGACCCCAAGACGUUGGAGUGGAUGAAACCGGCGCCGGAGACGCCGAAACAGGUGACGUACAACGCGGUUGCGGAGCUGCGGUUUGACUUGAAUGGGGAUCUAAUCACGUCGGAGAACAUAGAGAAACACGCCCAGGCUCCGGAGUUGCGCCAUCACGCAGCAAGCCCAGAGUUGCCCGGGUACACGCUUGCGGAGCUGGCACACUACCUGCGGUCGGCGUUCCCCGGGCAACGGUGCAUUGCGCUGCGCACGCUGGGCCGCGUGCUGUACAAGCUCGGACAGGCCGAGUACGAGGUGGUGGACGAGGAUAACCAGACUCAGGACUUGGCGGAGUUUGAGCGGCGGUGCUGGGGGCUCGUGAUCGACCUCAAGAUCGUCGAUGUCAUCAGCGAGUAUGCGUCGGACCGCCAGCGGAAUUUGAGCGUCAAGAACUACGCGAUCGAGGCGCUGUAUCUGUGGAAGCAGGGCGGCGGCGACGGCAAGAUGCAGGCUGUGCUGGACGAGCGAGAGGCGGCUAAUCGUCGAGCUGGCUGA